Miniopterus natalensis is the source of this 3262-nucleotide messenger RNA. NCBI's taxonomy places the organism in Eukaryota, Metazoa, Chordata, Mammalia, Chiroptera, Miniopteridae. The record is from RefSeq and is a predicted model, not a curated record.
UCCAGGUGCACGUUCAGAUUCCCGAGCACAAACAUCAAGAUAACGUUCACUGCCCUGUCCAGCGAGAAGAGGGAGAAGCAGGAGGCGCCGGAGUCCCCGGUGAAGCCAGUGCAGGCCCACAUCUCCCCCCUGACCAUCAACAUUCCAGACACCAUGGCCCACCUCAUCAGCCCCCUGCCCUCCCCCACGGGAACUAUCAGUGCUGCAAACUCCUGCCCAUCCAGCCCCCGAGGAGCAGGAUCUUCAGGGUACAAAAUGGGCCGUGUGAUACCAUCUGACCUCAAUUUAAUGGCUGACAACUCACAGCCAGAAAAUGAAAAGGAAGCUUCAGGUGGAGACAGCCCAAAGGACGACUCAAAGCCACCUUACUCCUAUGCACAGUUAAUUGUACAAGCGAUUACGAUGGCUCCUGACAAACAGCUCACCCUCAAUGGAAUUUACACGCACAUCACUAAAAAUUACCCGUACUACAGGACUGCGGACAAGGGCUGGCAGAAUUCAAUUCGCCACAAUCUCUCUCUGAAUCGUUAUUUCAUCAAAGUACCACGUUCCCAGGAAGAACCAGGCAAAGGCUCAUUCUGGAGGAUAGAUCCUGCCUCUGAAAGCAAAUUAAUAGAGCAGGCUUUUAGGAAAAGACGGCCUAGGGGCGUGCCUUGCUUUAGAACCCCUCUGGGACCGCUAUCGUCUAGAAGUGCCCCAGCCUCUCCUAAUCACGCUGGAGUGCUGUCUGCUCACUCCAGUGGUGCCCAGACCCCCGAGAGCCUGUCGAGGGAAGGUUCGCCGGCCCCCCUGGAGCCCGAGCCUGGCGCCUCACAGCCCAAACUGGCUGUCAUCCAGGAGGCACGGUUUGCCCAGAGUGCACCAGGCUCCCCUCUGUCUAGUCAGCCUGUUUUAAUCGCUGUGCAGCGGCAGCUGCCCCCGACGAUCAAGCCCGUCACCUACACUGUCACUGCCCCCGUGACCACCUCCACCUCCCAGCAGCCUGUUGUGCAGACGGUUCACGUUGUCCACCAGAUCCCAGCAGUGUCCGUCACCAGCGUGGCCGGACUGGCCCCAGCGAACACAUACACCGUCUCCGGGCAGGCUGUGGUCACACAGGCAGCUGUGCUGGCCCCUCCUAAAGCAGAGCCGCAGGAGAAUGGAGAUCACCGAGAAGUGAAAGUGAAAGUGGAACCUAUUCCUGCGAUGAGCCAGGCAACCCUGGGCACCGCCAGUCGUGUCAUUCAGACGGCACAGACCACCCCUGUCCAGACAGUCACCAUCGUGCAGCAGGCACCACUAGGUCAGCACCAGCUACCAAUAAAAACUGUAACACAAAACGGGACUCACGUGGUGCCAAUCCCCGCCGCCGUGCAUGGCCAGGUGAACAACGCAGCGGCGAGUCCUCUGCACAUGCUGGCGACACACGCAUCAGCGUCGGCCUCCCUGCCCACAAAGCGCCAGAAUGGCGACCAGUCAGAGCAACCGGAGCUGAAGCGGGUCAAGACCGAAGACGGUGAGAGCAUCGUCAUCGCCCUGAGUGUGGACACACCGCCGGCAGCCGCGAGGGAGAAGGGCGUCCAGAACUAGCGGCCUGGAGAGCUUUUCUACUUUACUGUCAACUCUGUGGUGCCAAAAGGAGACACUGCCCGUCACUGAUGCUCGGAGCACAUUCUCUCGGUGGGCAGAGGGCCCUGCGGUUGGACUUCAUGUCAGCACUGAAAACACAAAACCCAGGUGGCCUUAAAACUCCUUAAAGACAGAAGUCACACCUGAACUUGAAACCACACAAGGAAACCUGGUUCUGGCAGUGUCUCCCCGCCCAGUGCCCACCUUUAACCCUGAGCAGACUCGCGGUCCUUCCCAGGGAGGACCGUGCCCAGUACAAGCAGAUCGGCCGGGACGGGCUUCCUUGAGGGGACCAAGCAGAAGCCCCCCUCGGAGGACCCACGGGGCUGGCAGAGGAGACAGUAUUUUGUUGUUCACAUGUGGAAUUAGAAUAUUUUGAGGUGUACUUUCUUUCUUUACAAAAUAAUGGGGUCUUUGACAUUUCAGAUCACUCCAUUUCUACUCUGGAAAUUUUGGAAUCACACAGGACCUUCAGUGUGGGUUUCAUUUGGAGGAAAAAAACCACGUAGUUCUGUUUGUUUUCGUUGUUUGUUUUCAGCCUAUGGAAUGAUUUCCUUUGUCCAGUUAAAGGUCAGGAGGAGCUACUUGAUGACAGCUGCCCAUUUUCCCGUUGGAGCAGCUGCCUGAUGAGUUUACUCCCUCUCAGUGUGUGGGACGGACAGAUGGACGUGGAAGGGCUGCAUGGAUGAACUGCGGGCUGCACUUAACUGUUUUUCUUGCUACUUUUUGUUGUUUCUUUGUGUUGACUUUGUCCCUGGCAUAAUUUUCCACUCUAAGUAAAACAAGUCUCCUAAGUAUUGUGUGUUUAAAAUGACAGAACUAUUCCUACUUUAUUUGGGGGAAAAAAUUCAAUCUUUUGUCACCCUUUCAAACAAAUGUCACAGAUUUCUGGGUGGCACGUUUGCUAUUUUAGGUGCUGUCACCGGCUCAGCAUCGUCUUGACCAGCUGUCUUCCCAACUCUGCCCCACUCACCCAAGAGCAGCUGCUGGGGUGGAGCAGAAACUUCGUGUUAAUACAGGGUGUUAGAAGCAAAUGCCCUGCGAUCAAGCACUGGGAACAUCUAGGUCGUUUUCCGAUUUGUGAUAGGAAAUUCCACUCAGCCUUCGAAACGGAAUCCACUACUAAGGCUGAUUUCUCUCCUACAAAAAAUAAAAGCGAGAGGAAAGGAAACAGGUGAGAAUGAAAAGCAGGAGGCACUCCCAUGGCCUCGGCUUACACGCCUCCAGGAGAAAGCCACUCAUCUUUCCAGAGUGUACCGCGGUUAGGGCUGAGCACCGUGCAACUAGUAAGAAGGCUCUGGCCUUAUUGUGAAUUUUUAAAUGUCAUCAUCAUAACGUUAUUUAUUUAAAUGUAGUUGUUUUGGUAUUUAAUUUUUUAUUUUUUAUUUUUAGAGAGAGAGGAAAAAACCCUGUAUUUUCCUGGUGGAAUGAAACAGCUCAGAAUGGUAUAUUUAGGCAAUUUUAAAACAUUUAUUAUUUACCUAAAGACCAAAUAUGAUAAAUCUGUUCUAAGUAUUGUGUGUCAAUCCAAAGUAUGGAGCUGUCACAAUGUUACUACAGAUCAUGCAUAUUAAAAAUUAUGAAAUUACUGCAAAUAGCUGGAUUUAUAACUCAGCCAUUUAAAAAAUAAAACAGAACCAUUAAGUGACUGAGA